Racocetra fulgida is the source of this 324-nucleotide messenger RNA. The record is from the annotation of a GenBank genome assembly. Lineage: Eukaryota; Fungi; Glomeromycota; Glomeromycetes; Diversisporales; Gigasporaceae.
GCUUCGUGGUUUUUCUACUUAUUGCCCUUUAUGUUUAUGCCUACUUAAUUAAGCCAGUUUUAAGCCGUAUAAUUCCAAACAAAAAGAAAAGCAAAAAAGAACAAGACGAUGACAACGAGAACGAAACGCCGCGCCAAUCACUAAACCAACCACCAAUAAUCGUAAUCCCCCCUCAACAACCACUCCCAACACCCAACUAUUAUCAACCUCCGCAAAUUUCCCCAGUUUUAAAAGGACCACGAACCCACGCCAAACAAAAAGAAAAGCAAAAAACGCCAGAAAAGCAAAAAGAAAACGCCCUAACUCCCAAUUUUUAUAUAUUUG